Culicoides brevitarsis is the source of this 2224-nucleotide messenger RNA. Its product is annotated as sodium-independent sulfate anion transporter-like. The transcript has 6 exons. Gene Ontology annotation, cellular component: plasma membrane. Gene Ontology annotation, molecular function: sulfate transmembrane transporter activity. Gene Ontology annotation, biological process: transmembrane transport. The record is from RefSeq and is a predicted model, not a curated record. The coding region runs from base 241 to 2178 and encodes 645 amino acids. NCBI's taxonomy places the organism in Eukaryota, Metazoa, Arthropoda, Insecta, Diptera, Ceratopogonidae.
UAUAUUUUAGCAUCAAAUUAACGCAAAUGCUCUAAAUAGCAGCAAAAUUGAGCUAUCAUGUUGUUUUAACAGUUAAACGUGCAACGAGGGGCAUCCUAGCUCACAACGACAUUGAUACAGGAUCCGUACUUGAACUUGAGUCUUAUAUUGUUGACAUCCGACGCGAAAAUUCUCAGUUUUUAUUGUUCUUCUGAUCGAUCAACUUCAGUUGUGGCCUUUUAAUUGUACCAAAAAUACAUUAUGAGUGCCCGAAAAGCAGCAAAUAGCAAGGAAAAGGGCUCUUACAGCAUUCAUGGUGUCUCAAAUUCACAAUUUUCGAUAAACACAAGCGGAUAUGGGUCGAGCGAUUUCAUUUUGACACGAAAGGAGUCCGUAAUAGACACUGCGAAGAAGAUCAAUCCAUGGUUUAAGCAGAAAUUGAAGAAAAUCUUCCGAAAAAAGACAAUUACGAAGCGACUUCCGAUCCUGCAAUGGCUUCCAAAGUACAAUUCUGAUGAUUUUAUCGGGGAUUUGAUCGCUGGAAUGACUGUAGGACUUACUGUCAUUCCGCAAGCUCUCGCGUACGCCGGCAUCGCUGGAUUGCCUCCGCAAGCAGGUCUCUAUGGCUCGUUCGUCGGAUGUUUGCUUUAUAUCUUCAUCGGAAGUUGUCGUUGUGUCAAUAUCGGACCCUCAAGUACGUCAUCCUUCCUCACGGGUCAAGUAGCGGGCGGAAAUUGGCCUCGAGCAAUAGUUUGCGGCGUCAUUUCGGGCUUUAUUGAACUUUUAAUGGGCAUUUUUGGGCUUGGGUUCGUCAUAGAUUUCGUCUCCGGGCCAGUUUUGUCGGGAUUUUCGAGUGCUGUGGCUAUUAUGAUCUUCACGGGACAAAUAAAAUCCUUUUUGGGCAUCCAUGCAAAGGGAUUUACGUUCAUCCAGGUGUGGAAAACGAUCUUGGCGGACAUUCACAACACACGCGUCGGCGAUACAGUGAUGGGCGUUUGUUGCAUGACGACUUUGUUGCUCAUGAGACAACUGCCGAACGUGAAAUUGGGCCCGAAAGAUGACGAUCACAAGAAAAAAUGGCAAAAAGUCGUCAAUAAAACACUUUGGAUCAUCGGGACAGCGAGAAAUUUCAUCGUAGUUGUCACAGCGACGAUCGUUUCUUACAAUUUAAUCGAAAGCGGCGAAGGUCAUUGGCUGAAAACAAUCGGAGAAGUCCCGCCAGGCAUCCCAGAAUUCAAAAUUCCGAAAUUUUAUAGCGAAGAUGUCGUCAACGCCACAGGAUUUGUCGUCGAAAAGGGAGAAACGUUCUGGGAGAUGAUCAGUUACAUGAAUAUUGGACUUCUUGCGGUGCCUUUGAUCGCCCUGAUUGAGACGAUGUCGAUUAAUAAGUCAGCUGCCAACGGAAAAUCGCUCGAUCCAACGCAAGAAUUGAUCGCCAUCGGCUCGGGACAGUUGGUGAACAGCUUGGUAGGAGCUUAUCCGGGAAAUGCGUCGUUUUCGAGAGGUGCGAUUAAUAAAGCGUCGGGCGCAAGAACCCCCUUGGGAUGUUUGUAUUCGGGAGUUUUGGUUAUUAUUGCACUUUUGUACAUGACGCCGUAUUUCCAGUACAUUCCGGAUGCUGCAUUGGCUGCGGUAAUCAUGUCUUCCGUCAUCUUCAUGGUCGAAUAUGCUGUCGUCAAGCCACUCUGGAGAAGCAAAAGAAGCGAUUUAGUGCCCGGACUCACAACUUUCGUGUGUUGCCUUUGCUUUGGCAUCCCCGUGGGAACCUUCAUCGGCAUCGCUGUCAACAUUCUCUUCGUACUUUAUCACGCAGCACGUCCCAAAAUCCAAGUUGACAAACGCGUAACAUCCGGUCUCCACACAAAAUUCCUCUUUAUCACGCCAGAUCGCUGUUUGAUGUUCCCGAGCGUCGAAUACGUGCGAAAUUUAAUCAACAAAGAAGCGCUGCGAAAUGCCACGCCAGUCGUCAUUGAUUGCACGCACAUCUACGGCGCGGAUUAUACGGCGGCAAUGGCGAUCCAAAUGCUGCUAAAUGACUUUGCGUCGCGCCAACAACCGAUUUUCUUCCUGAAUUUGAAGCCAAGUGUCGCCGAAACGUUCGAAGAAGCGGAACUGGACUUCCAUUUGUUUUACUCGUAUCACUUGCUGGAACAGGCGAUUGAUGAUUCGAAAGUGCUUGAGGUUUCUACGAAGUUGUAAAAGUUUUUUUAAAGGAAUAAAUUUUGUGUUUUUAGGUAAAUUUGCA